AUGGAAUCAAAUUUAGAACUUUAGAGAAAGAUUUGCUUUUACUGCUUUAGAAAUCUAGAAAACUAUCUUGAAACUUAAUAAAUGACUGAACCAGAGAAAGAAUUUGAUGAAUUGGGAGAAUAUCCGUUGUUUGUGAGCUAUAAAAUAUUUGACAUACUUAGGGGCUGUAUCGGAACUUUUAAACCAGACAAGCUUGGAUCUACCCUGUAAUUGUACUCAUUGAUAGCUGCACUUCAGGAUAGAAGAUUUCCUCCAGUUCAAAAGAAGGAGCUACCACAUUUGACUUGUGAGGUGAGCUUACUGUCUUAAUUUGAAAACAUUGAUCAUCCUUAUGACUGGGAAGUAGGUCAGCAUGGGAUUGAGAUUGAAUUCAAAGAUCAUGCUGGCAAGCUUUACAAGGGAACUUAUCUACCACAUAUAGCCAAGGAAUAGGAAUGGGAUCAAGUAAAGACUAUAGAAUCAUUACUAUAGAAAGCAGGUUAUUAACACAAAUUAGAAGAUGUAAUGGACAAGUUUGUGUUAUUGAGAAGAUAUCAAAGUAUAAAAUUUAGAGUAUCAUACGAGGAUUACAUGUAGGAGUGCAAAAAACAGUGA
Molecule: messenger RNA, 594 nt
Organism: Stylonychia lemnae
Lineage: Eukaryota; Ciliophora; Spirotrichea; Sporadotrichida; Oxytrichidae
Source: the annotation of a GenBank genome assembly